Austrofundulus limnaeus is the source of this 2995-nucleotide messenger RNA. It is a transcript of the gene rab14l, whose product is annotated as RAB14, member RAS oncogene family, like. Gene Ontology annotation, cellular component: recycling endosome; phagocytic vesicle; trans-Golgi network. The record is from RefSeq and is a predicted model, not a curated record. Gene Ontology annotation, molecular function: GTPase activity; GTP binding. Bases 237 to 884 code for a protein of 215 amino acids. The transcript is spliced from 9 exons. Gene Ontology annotation, biological process: Golgi to endosome transport; endocytic recycling; defense response to bacterium. NCBI's taxonomy places the organism in Eukaryota, Metazoa, Chordata, Actinopteri, Cyprinodontiformes, Rivulidae.
AAGCCCAUUGAAUAGAGCGGAGGAAACCCUGUGCCCGAGAGCAGCCAUCUUGGAUAGACAGAGCAUAUUUGAGCCAGGAGAACUUGCAAACCUCCUCUGAACAUCUCCAGAACUCAAAGCUAAAAAGAUUAAAUUCCUGUAGGAACUGUGUAUGUAGCUACAGCUGUUGUUUGUGUUGGGCAGUGGAGUCGGCUAAAGGAAAGCUAACGGAGCUUGCUAACAAUAUCAGAGCCACAAUGGCCACUGCACCAUAUAACUACUCCUACAUUUUUAAAUACAUCAUUAUUGGGGACAUGGGGGUAGGAAAGUCCUGUUUGCUUCACCAGUUCACAGAAAAAAAAUUUAUGGCAGACUGUCCUCAUACAAUUGGUGUGGAGUUCGGUACAAGGAUAAUCGAGGUGAGUGGACAGAAGAUCAAGCUGCAGAUUUGGGACACAGCAGGACAAGAGCGCUUCAGGGCCGUCACGCGCUCCUACUACCGUGGAGCUGCAGGAGCACUUAUGGUCUAUGACAUUACCAGGAGAAGCACUUAUAACCACCUCAGUAGCUGGCUGACUGAUGCCAGAAACCUCACCAACCCCAAUACUGUGAUCAUUCUCAUAGGAAACAAGGCGGACCUGGAGGCCCAGAGGGACGUCACGUAUGAGGAGGCAAAGCAGUUUGCUGAGGAGAAUGGUUUGUUGUUUCUGGAAGCCAGUGCAAAAACGGGUGAAAAUGUCGAGGACGCCUUCCUCGAAGCUGCUAAGAAAAUCUACCAGAAUAUCCAAGAUGGCAGCUUGGACCUGAACGCCGCCGAGUCAGGGGUCCAGCACAAGCCCUCGGCGCCGCAGGGCGGUCGGCUAACCAGCGAACCUCAGCCCCAGAGGGAAGGAUGCAGCUGCUAAUGACCAAGCAAAAAGCCCCCACCUUGUACCCUUUCUUCUUCUCUCUGUUCUGCCCACCUCCCCCCUCAAGCAAAUCCUCCAUCCAUUCUGACACCUUUGUAAGUUCAUCCCUCACUGCACCAGGAGCCGUAUGAGAGCGGGGCUGCAGAGAAAAGGAAAAGGGGGCGGUGAAUAUCAACUUGGGUCAGACUGAGCUGGGCUGUGUGGACUACAUCUCCUCUCCCUCUUAUUUGCCUGUCUCCCUUUGUUGCUGUGUCAAUCCUCUUAAAACUGUCAGUGUAUAUUUGUCUCAUAUUGUUCAUCCUUCAUUCCCCCUCCAAAUCUCAGUCUACCCCCCUCCCUAUCAGUAGUAUCAUAGAUGGCACCAUGAGUUACACUGGUCACUGACACUUUAGAUAGAUGUAAUGUUCAAAUAACAAAGCAAGACUGUUUUAUGUUUGGUUUUAUAGCUAUGUAUGAAAUGUAAACAAUGCUAAGUUUCAGUCAUCACUCAUCAUUUUUGUAUAAAUCCAAACUAAAUUAUAUUCCCUAACUCCUCUCGUUGCAUGGUUUAUGAUUCCAUCACUUUAUCAGGUCGUGCAGAUGAGAUAUCCCACCUUUUAUUUAAUUUCUGUGGGGACAGAAAGCAAUGAAGUAGUGUAACAAUUAGCCGCACAAGUAGAUGCUCCAAGCUGUGUCGAAGAAUGUGUUCGAAUGAGCUUUUUCCAGCAGAAUUUAAACCUGCUUCUGGCUUUACAUUCUGUUUUUGCUGCUGGCACGAAAGUAAAUUGCUUUGCCAAAUCUGAUAAAAACUCAGGAGAGAGAGAGGAAAAACAUGUAAUAAAUGUAAAGAAUUACCUUUUAAAUGCUACAUGGGUACCGUAAUUCCUUGGUCUCUGCUGAGGUGUUACAAAGAGUUUGAGGUGUUUUUCUGGUCGGUCUGAGUGUUACAAAGUUGAAUGGACGGUUCUUUAGAUGAAUUUAAAAUGUCACUUUAACAAAAAGUCUUUUCUGUUUUUGAUGAAAAGAUAAAGUCAUCAGUUUGCACCAGCUCUUUGUUCAGCUAACCCAGAAACUCUCCCCACAGUCAUAUCAACAUGUCUGUACCAGCUUUUCUUUUGUCAUCGUUUGUUGCCUUAUGAAAAGUAUUCUUUAGUCUUUGUUUUGCUGCACUUGCUCUUCAUGCUGCUGUUUGGAUCAUCCAGAUUCGAUGAAAUUCUGCUCUUUUAGGAUGCCUCUUUCAGUUUUACUUUUUGAAUAAGUAUAUGCAUCGCAUCUCUAAUGACCAAGAGUUAGCAGCAUGGUCUUAAACUCACAUUUUUGGUUAUUUGUGUAAAAACAAAUAUAUUUCUCACUCCUUUUAUUGCGAUGAAGCUGCACUGAAUAGCUUAUUUGAUGUUCAUCUGGAAAGUUGUUGCUCUGCGUCAUUAAACCAACACCAAGCAGCAGCAUGACUACCUUUUAAACACAAAGUUGUGAAAAUCGAGUUGUUUUAAGUACAAUUUCUCUGUAACAUAGCAGUUCCCUUACAGCUGUAUAUAUUUGCUUCUUAACUGCUGGUGAUGACCUCGCUACUGUACUUUGGAUUUAGAAAUUUGUUUGGUGGCUCUGCCAAGAUCUUGUACAGUUAGUGUGCUAGUGGGUUGCCUGUAAUUCAUGCUUGGGAAAUUCUGUAACAUAGUUUCUAUUAAUAAUUGUAAGUAAAGGACAGACGACACAGAAAGCCCCGCCCCCAACUACCCCCAUCUGCACACUAUUGAACUUAUUGAGGGGAGAGGAACUGGAUUGAGAUGAUGUACAACUAGUAUUUAUGUCAGCAAAUCUUGCUUCAUCUCAUUUCUGUACAGGGUGAAGAAUGAGGCAUGCUUGUGUUGAUAAUCCAUUUUCUUUUUCCACCCAAUCAUGGCUCAUCUGAACUGGAGAGGCCUAAAUUGCGGUCUUAACUUUUGGGGAGCAGGGAUUGGUUUGUUAUUAUGAGAACCGGGUGGGCUGGGCUUCCUUUCUCCUGUGUUCCACCAUUUUUGCAGUUUUGAGUGACCACUUCUUGCUUUUUGUCUGUCCACAAUUUAAAAAAAGUAAAAAAAAAAAAGUAAAUAUGUAUAAAUUUUUAAGAAGCUGUGCUAACAUUUAAA